UAUAUAUAUAGUUAACCAAGAUUGGAUUCAUCCAUGAUGCAACAAACAUAGAUCGUAUUUGAAGGUUUUGAAGAUAGUGAUGGCAAAUUUGUUGGUAAUUGUUUUGGUGAUUCAUCAAGUGAUGGCAAGUGGAUACAGAAUGGGAGCAAAUGGCUUAGACAUGAACUAUUACUUGAUGGUGGGUUGCCCUCUUGUUGAGCCUGUCGUUAAGAACAUUGUCAAUAGGGCUUUGCAACAUGAUCCUACUCUUGCUGCUGCUCUUAUUAGAAUGCAUUUCCAUGACUGCUUCAUUCAGGGUUGUGAUGGGUCAAUCCUAAUUGACUCCACAAAGAACAAUACAGCAGAAAAGGACUCACCAGGGAAUCUGAGCCUUAGAGGAUACGAAGUCAUUGAUGAAAUCAAGGAAGAACUUGAAAGACAAUGUCCUGGUGUUGUUUCGUGUGCUGAUAUUCUUGCUAUGGCGGCUAGGGAUGCUGUAUUCUUUGCUGGAGGUCCAAUCUAUGACAUACCAAAAGGGAGAAAGGAUGGAAGAAGGUCGAAAAUAGAGGAUACUAUAAAUCUUCCAUUCCCAACCUUCAAUGCCUCUGAAUUGAUUAAGGCUUUUGGGCAACGUGGUUUUUCUGCUCAAGAAAUGGUCGCUCUUUCGGGGGCUCACACGUUAGGAGUGGCAAGAUGUGCUUCUUUCAAGAAUAGAUUGAACCAAGCUGACCCAACAUUGGACUCACAAUUUGCCAAGACACUCUCUAGGACAUGCAGCUCCGGCGACACGACAGAGCAGCCGUUCGAUGCAACAAGAAACGACUUUGACAACUUGUACUUCAAUGCUCUGGUGAGGAAGAAUGGUGUUCUCACGUCAGAUCAAACCCUCUAUGCUAGCCCUUUAACAAGGAACAUUGUGAAUGCCUAUGCAUUUAACCAAGCCAUGUUCUUCUUUGAUUUCCAACAAGCAAUGGUCAAAAUGAGCCUCAUUGAUGCCAAAGAUGAAUCCAAGGGUGAAGUGCGACAAAAUUGCCGCAGAAUACUUUAAUUAAUUAUUAAUGAUAAUUAUAUACGAAUAAUUGGGUGUGUGUUCUCAUGUUCUGUGUGAUAUAUAUUUUAUGUGUAUGUACUGUGUGUAUGCAUGUUAAAUGUGUUAAGGUUUGGUGUAAGUUGUUUUUGGAAUAAAGGGGUAUAGUAGUUUCUGAUA
Messenger RNA from Arachis stenosperma, 1186 nucleotides. RefSeq names its product peroxidase 47-like. NCBI's taxonomy places the organism in Eukaryota, Viridiplantae, Streptophyta, Magnoliopsida, Fabales, Fabaceae. The transcript is spliced from 4 exons. The record is from RefSeq and is a predicted model, not a curated record. Gene Ontology annotation, biological process: response to oxidative stress; hydrogen peroxide catabolic process. Gene Ontology annotation, molecular function: peroxidase activity; heme binding. Gene Ontology annotation, cellular component: plasmodesma; plant-type cell wall. The coding region runs from base 80 to 1027 and encodes 315 amino acids.